Molecule: messenger RNA, 1477 nt
Organism: Abrus precatorius (Indian licorice)
Lineage: Eukaryota; Viridiplantae; Streptophyta; Magnoliopsida; Fabales; Fabaceae
Product: protein SEH1
Exons: 8
Coding region: 100-1077 (325 amino acids)
Biological process (GO): positive regulation of TORC1 signaling; cellular response to amino acid starvation
Cellular component (GO): Seh1-associated complex; nuclear pore outer ring
Molecular function (GO): protein binding; structural molecule activity
Source: RefSeq, a predicted model, not a curated record
AAAUUUGGAAUAGCGUUACCCCCCAACUGAACAGUAUACCCCAGUGGCAUGUUAAACCCCAAAAACAGUGUUUAGGUUUGAGGAGUUUCACGGAAAGAGAUGGCGAAGGAGUUAUUGACGCUCGAUAAUGGCACAACAUGCACUUCAUGGAACUACUCUUCUACCAGACUCGCUGCUGGUUCCGUCGAUGGCACGCUUUCGAUCUUCGAUUUCCCCGACCCACCCUCUUCCUCCCUCCGCUCUUCUUUCAAAUCUAGGGUUCUGGAAGGAAACAUCGUCAAGAUUGUUUGGGUUCCGCCAGAAUAUGGCGAUGCAGUUGCGUGUAUUUCCGCUGAUGGAAUUGUGUCAUUGUGGGAGGAGGUUGUGGAAGAUUCACAGCCUCUUCAGUGGAAGAUUUGUAGAAGCUUUGGAAACAGUUCAAGCAAAGUCCUUGAUGUUCAAUUUGGAAUCUCUUUGACUAGUUUGAAAAUGGUUGCCGCAUAUGCAGACGGUAAUGUACAAGUUUUUGAGCUCUUGGAUCCCUUGGAACUGAAAAACUGGCAGCUUCAGGCUGAAUUUCAAAAUGUUAUUGAGUCAGUAUCUGCAUUUGGAAAGGCUACGUGUCUCUCUGCAUCCAUAUCUUGGAAUCCACAAAAGGGUGGAAACCGGGAAUCCAGCUUCCUUAUAGGUUUUAAUUCAAAUACAUCAGAGCUUAAUUCUUCCAAGGUAUGGGAAUUUGAUCAAGCUCAUCAAAGAUGGCUUCCGGUGGCAGAAUUGGCACUUCCUGAGGACAAGGGUGAUCAGGUUUAUGUUGUUGCAUGGGCACCAAAUAUUGGCAGACCAUAUGAGAUCAUUGCUGUUGCAACACCCAAGGGACUUGCAAUAUGGCACCUUGGAUUGAACCCUGAUCAUAAUGGGAGACUCCCGGUGGAGAGAGUUGCACUAUUGUCAGGUCAUGAAGGCAUGGUGUGGCAAAUGGAGUGGGAUAUGAGUGGAAUGACAUUGGCCACUACAGGUCACGAUGGAAUGGUCCGAUUGUGGCAGUCUAAUCUCAAUGGCGUUUGGCAUCAGCAGGCUGCGUUUGAACCCUCUUCUUAGCCACUCGUCUACUAUUAUACCCAGCCGAUUUAUGUGGCAAACGAAUCUCUUAAAUAUUUUGGGCUCUGGAGAGGGGUUCAAGGGAUCUCUGUCUGCUUUUUAGUAACAUCCGAUAUCUAAACCUCAAUUCAAUUUGUUGUAACUUGUAAGUAGUAAGCCGACGUGGGUUUUCUUCCUUUUUUCCCCACCAGUAUUAAUUAUUGAUUAGGAUGACGUGUAUUCUGUUGUAGUUUAGGUGGACCAAGAUACUCGUGUUACAUAAAGGCUAUGAUGCAGAUGGCUUUCCUUUACUAUCUCACCCAAGUAUCCUGCUGUUUGUACAAAUAAUUUCGCUUUCAAGUAGCUUAAGAUAAGAUUUUCAUUUGCUCUAUAUUGAAAGAACACGCAGUUCUUUAUCAAA